Messenger RNA from Erinaceus europaeus (western European hedgehog), 2553 nucleotides. RefSeq names its product butyrophilin like 9 (gene BTNL9). The record is from RefSeq and is a predicted model, not a curated record. Gene Ontology annotation, cellular component: external side of plasma membrane. The coding region runs from base 210 to 1856 and encodes 548 amino acids. Lineage: Eukaryota; Metazoa; Chordata; Mammalia; Eulipotyphla; Erinaceidae. Gene Ontology annotation, molecular function: signaling receptor binding. The transcript is spliced from 11 exons. Gene Ontology annotation, biological process: regulation of cytokine production; T cell receptor signaling pathway.
GUGACUGGAGGUGGGAGGUGGGUGGGUGAGCUGUCACAGAUGAGCCAGUCCCCUCCACUCAAUUACCUGCCAGUGUCUGGGGGACCUUAACCUCCGUGGCCAGAGCACUCUUGCCCUUACAACUCCUCUGCAGAGGAGCUGGGAUCCUAGGACUCCUCUCAGUUGUGGAACCCUCAAGCUACCUGCCAGAAGGUGGCCCCACUGCAGAGAUGGCGGACUGCUCAACCUCCCUGGACUCCUCCUCCCAGCGAGCAUCCUUGCCUGGCAGGCUCUUCUUCCUCACCUUCUUCCUCCUCCUCCUCCUCCUGCAGCUUGGGGAGCAGAAUUCAGAAGAGUUCAAGGUGGUGGGCCCCGGGGAGCCCAAGCUGGCGCUCGUGGGGGAGCAGGUGGAGUUCUCGUGCCACCUGUCUCCGUACCAGGACGCCGAGCACAUGGAGAUCCUCUGGUUCCGGCACAGCAUCGCCGACGUGGUGCACCUGUACCCCGAGCGGCGGGAACCCUCCGAGCUGCCCCUGGCGCAGUUCCGGAACAGGACCAAGCUGCUCAAAGACCAGCUUGUCGAUGGCGCCGUCAUCCUGCAGCUCCGCGGAGUCCUCCCCGCCGACCGCGGCCCUUAUGGGUGUCGCUUCCUCUCCCCCAGCUUCUCUGGGGAGGCCGUGUGGGAGCUGGAGGUAGCAGGGCUGGGCUCAGACCCUCACAUCACCCUUGAGGGCUUCAAGGAGGGAGGUGUUCAGUUGAGGUGCUCUUCCAGUGGCUGGUACCCCAAGCCCCAGGUGCAGUGGAAAGACCACCAGGGACAGUGCCUGCCUCCAGAGACCGAACUCAUCCUGGAGGAUGCCCAGGGCCUGUUCAGUCUAGAGACAUCUGUGGUCGUUCGCAGAGGAACCCACAGCAACGUCUCCUGCUCCAUCCAGAACCCCCUGCUGGUGCAGAAGAAGGAGUUCUCAGUCCAGAUUGCAGACGUGUUUUUACCUGGAAAGUCCCCCUGGAAGAGAGCUUUCAUCGGGGCUCUGGUGACACUGCCGCUCCUCCUGGCUGUCCCCACCAUGCUGGUGCUGUACUUCCUUCAGAAACAGCAGAGGUCCCAAGAAAAUUUGGAGAAGCAGGCGGAGAAGGAUCAAGUGAAACUGGUGGCAGAGCUGGAGAAACUGCAGAAGGAACUUGAAUGGAGAAGGGCUGAAGGCCAGGCUGAGUGGAGAGAAGCCCAACAGUAUGCAGUGGACUUGACCCUGGACCCGGCCACCGCACACCCUAGCCUGGAGGUCUCGCAGGACCUCAAGAGCGUGUCCUCCCGCGCUGUGACGGCGGAGACAAGCCCGGGCCCCCGGCUGGCCGAGCCCGAGCGCUUCCAGGAGCAGACGUGCGUGCUGAGCAGCCAGAGCUUCUCUACCGGCCGCCACUACUGGGAGGUGGACGUGGGCCGCCGCAGCCGCUGGUUCCUGGGCGCCUGCCUGGAGGCGGUGUCACGCUCGGGGCGCGCGCGGCUGAGCCCCGCGGCGGGUUACUGGGUGCUGGGGCUGUGGAACGGCUGCGAGUACUUCGUGCUGGAGCCGCGGCGCCUGGCGCUCAGCCUGCGGGUGCCGCCCCGCCGGGUGGCCCUGUUUCUAGACUGCGACGCCGGCAAGCUGAGCUUCUUCAACGCCACGGACGGCUCGCACAUCUUCACCUUCACCGACUCCUUCUCUGGCCCGCUCUGCGCCUACUUCAGGCCCCGCGCCCACGACGGCGGCCCGCACCCCGACCCGCUCACCAUCUGCCCGCUGCCGGCGAGGGGCGCGCGGGGCCCCGAGGAGAACGAGCGCGACUUCUGGCUGCAGCCCUACGAGUCCCUGGAGCCCACGCUCGGCCAGUGGUGAGGGCUGGCCGUGGGGUGGGUGGCUCCCGGGGGCACCUGGCCCCAGCUUUGCUCCCUCUAAGGGGAGAAAUGCAUCGGAAAUCUGCACCAAAAUGCCAGCAACUAAAGACACCAUCAGACAGGAGACUAAGACAGGAACUUUACGUGUGUGUGUGUGUGUGUGUGUGUGUGUGUGUGUACAUAUUGCAUGUACAUGCACAUAUUUUUCAGACAAAGAGGCAAUUUCAAAGUUUGUAUAUUGUAUAUUCUAGAUUGCAAGACUGAGAAAGUAAAGUAAAUUGCUAGCUGAGUGGCUGAGUAAGUUGUGGUCUCUAUACACAAAGGAAUACUACUCAGCUAUUAAAAAUGGUGAACUCAACCUUCUUCACCUCAUCUUGGAUGGAGCUUGAAGGAAUUAUGUCAAGAGAGAUCAGCCAGAAAGAGAAGGAUGAACAUGGGAUGAUCCCACUCAUAGACAAAAGUUAAAAAAAAAAGAAGAACAGAAGGGAAAACACAAAGUAGAACUUGGACUGGAUUUUUGCAUCAAAGUAAAGGACUCUGGGGUAAGGGGAGAAAGUUCAGGUCCUGGAACAUGAUGGCUGAGGAGGAGCUAGGUGGGGGGUUAGAGUGUUAUAUGGAAAACUAAGAAAUGUUACACAUGUACAAACUACUGUAUUUCACUGUUGACUGUAACCUUUAAUUCCCUAAUAAAGAAAUAU